GAGCGCCCGGGCCCCGGGCCCCUCAAGGACGCCGGCCCCGGCGAGCAUCCCCGGCUCGUGCAGGUGGCGGAGGAAGAGGAGCUGCUGCGGGAGAUGGAGGAGCUGCGCUCGGAGAACGACUAUCUCAAGGAUGAGUUAGAUGAACUCCGUGCUGAGAUGGAAGAGAUGAGAGACAGUUACUUAGAGGAAGAUGUUUACCAGCUGCAGGAACUUCGGCGGGAGCUGGACCGCGCUAAUAAAAACUGCCGAAUCCUGCAGUACCGUCUCCGGAAAGCUGAGCAGAAAAGCCUGAAAGUGGCUGAGACGGGUCAGGUGGACGGUGAGCUGAUCCGGAGCCUGGAACAGGACUUGAAGGUAGCCAAAGAUGUAUCUGUCAGAUUGCACCAUGAACUUGAGACGGUGGAGGAAAAGCGCGCUAAAGCUGAAGAUGAAAACGAAACUCUCCGACAGCAGAUGAUCGAAGUGGAAAUAUCCAAACAGACCCUCCAGAAUGAGCUGGAGAGACUGAAGGAGAGUUCUCUAAAGAGAAGAGGCAGUCGGGAAAUGUACAAAGAGAAGAAAACCUUUAACCAGGAUGACAGUGCCGACUUGAAGUGCCAGCUCCAGUUUGCCAAAGAGGAAGCCUCCCUGAUGCGCAAGAAGAUGGCCAAACUUGGAAGGGAGAAAGACGAGCUGGAGCAGGAGCUCCAGAAGUAUAAGUCCCUCUAUGGGGACGUGGACAGCCCCCUGCCCAUGGGGGAAGCAGGCGGGCCUCCCAGCACCCGGGAGGCAGAGCUGAAGCUGCGGCUAAAGCUGGUGGAGGAGGAAGCCAACAUCUUGGGCCGGAAGAUUGUGGAGCUGGAGGUGGAGAACCGCGGUCUCAAGGCGGAGAUGGAGGACAUGCGGGGCCAACUCGAGCGAGAGGGGCCGGGUCGGGACCACACACCCAGUAUUCCUACCUCACCCUUUGGUGACUCUCUGGAGUCCUCCCUGGAGCUGCGCCGCCACCUGCAGUUUGUGGAAGAGGAAGCGGAGCUGCUCCGGAGGUCCAUCUCCGAGAUUGAAGACCACAACCGGCAGCUGACACACGAGCUGAGCAAGUUCAAGUUUGAGCCUCACCAGGAGCCGGGGUGGCUUGGGGAUGGGGCCCCCCUGCAGGAGGAGCUCAAGUCGGCCAGGUUGCAGAUCAGCGAGCUGAGCGGGAAGGUCCUGAAGCUGCAGCACGAGAACCGGAUGCUGCUGUCCAAUGUCCAGCGCUGCGACCUGGCCGCUCACCUGGGGCUGCACGCACCAAGUCCCCGGGACAGCGACGCCGAGAGUGAUGUGGGCAAGAAGGAGAGUGACGGGGAGGAGGGCCGCCUGUCCCAGCCCAAGCGGGAAGGGCCUGUCGGCGGGGAGAGUGACUCGGAGGAGAUGUUUGAGAAGACGUCGGGCUUCGGGAGCGGAAAGCCAUCAGAGGCCAGCGAGCCAUGCCCCACGGAGCUCCUGAGGGCACGGGAGGACUCCGAGUGCCUGGUGACCAUAAAGCAUGAGGCCCAGCGGCUCGAGCGGACCAUGGAGCGCCUUAUCAUGGACACUGAUGGUUUCCUCCUUGAUUCGGGGCUGCAGGGCAGCGGAGCGGCCUCCCCGGGGCCUGGAGUCCAGGGCGAGGGGGAGCUGAGUGAGGGAGGCCAGCACGACCCCCACCUGCUGGGGACCAUCAACGCCAAGAUGAAGGCUUUCAGGAAAGAGCUGCAGGCCUUCCUGGAGCAGGUGAACCGGAUUGGGGAUGGCUUGUCUCCCUUGCCCCACCUCACAGAGUCUUCCAGCUUCCUCUCCACCGUGACCUCCGUGUCCCGGGACUCCCCCAUCGGGAACCUGGGGAAGGAGCUGGGCCCGGACUUGCAGUCCAAACUGAGAGAGCAGCUGGAGUGGCAGCUUGGUCCAACCCGAGGGGAUGAGCGGGAGAGCCUGCGCCUGCGAGCCACACGGGAGCUGCACCGCUGCGCCGAUGGGGACGCCGGGAGCCAUGGACCCGGAGGCCAGAGCUGCUUUAACUUGGAGAUGGAAGAGGAGCACCUCUAUGCCUUGAGGUGGAAAGAACUGGAAAUGCACAGCCUUGCUUUGCAAAACACCCUCCACGAGCGAACCUGGAGUGAUGAGAAGAAUCUGAUGCAGCAGGAGCUCCGGUCCUUGAAGCAGAACAUUUUCCUCUUCUACGUUAAACUCAGGUGGCUGCUGAAACACUGGCGGCAAGGGAAACAGAUGGAGGAGGAAGGAGAGGAUUUUGCCGAGGGUGAGCAUCCAGAACCCCUCCCUGGGCUUGGUGAGCUCAGAGUCCAGGCGUGUCAGCAGACAGAUGGCCCAGCCCGAGAUGACAGCGAUCGAGGCUUUCUUUUGGGGGAGCAUUCCCCACACCCCCCACUGCAGAUUGGAGAUCAUGGCUCACGGCUGCAGACUGCAGACAGGGGACAGCUCCACAGGCAGGUGGUGGAAAAUCAGCAGCUGUUUGGUGCUCUCAAGGCCUUGCUGGAGGACUUCCGCUUAGAAUUGCGGGAAGACGAGCGUGCCCGGUUGCAUCUGCAGCAGCAAUAUGCCAGCGACAAGGCGGCCUGGGAUGUGGAGUGGGCUGUGCUCAAGUGCCGCCUGGAACAGCUGGAAGAGAAGACUGAGAACAACUUGGGAGAACUAGGCUCCUCUGCUGAGAGCAAAGGGGCCCUGAAGAAGGAGAGAGAGGUGCACCAGAAGCUCCUGGCUGACAGUCACAGCCUGGUCAUGGACCUGCGCUGGCAGAUCCAUCACAGUGAGAAGAACUGGAACCGGGAGAAGGUGGAACUUCUCGACCGCCUGGACAGAGAUAGGCAGGAGUGGGAGCGGCAGAAGAAGGAACUCUUACGGAGGAUAGAGCAGUUGCAGAAAGAGAACAGUCCCCAGAGAGGUGGGAAUUUCCUCUGUGAUCCGAAAGACGGCAACGUUCGCGCCUUUCCCCACCAGGGAAGCCUUCACAUGCCCCGUCCCGUGGCAGUGUGGCCCUGCGCAGACACUGACUCCAUCCCAUUUGAAGACCGGCCAUUGUCCAAGCUAAAGGAGUCAGACAGGUGCUCGGCCAGUGAGAACCUCUACUUGGACGCCUUGUCCCUGGACGAUGAGCCAGAGGAGCAGCCGCCCCGCAGACCCGAGAGGGAGUUCAGGAACUGCCUCCCUGAGGAAGAAGAAAAUCACAAGGGAAAUCUUCAAAGGGCAGUAUCUGUGUCCUCCAUGUCUGAGUUCCAGCGCCUGAUGGAUGUCUCCCCUUUCCUGCCUGAGAAGGGCCUGCCAUCUACCAGCGGCAAGGAGGAUGUCACCCCACCCCUGUCUCCGGAUGACCUCAAGUACAUCGAAGAGUUCAACAGCAAGAGCUGGGACUACACGCCCCCUAGGGGCCAUGGCGUUGCUGGGACUGAGAGGCCCUCAGACCUCUGGGCAGAUAGGACCGAGGUGGGGCGGGCAGGGCAUGAGGCCACUGUGGAUCCUUUCCCUGACUCCUCAUGGUACCUGACCACGAGCAUCACCAUGACCACGGACACCAUGACCAGCCCAGAGCACUGCCCGAAGCAGCCACUGAGGAGCCAUGUCCUCACUGAGCAGUCUGGGGUACGCGUGUUGCAUAGCCCACCUGCUGUGCGCAGGGUCGACAGCAUUGUGACAGCGGGCGGCGAUGGCCCCUUUCCCACAAGCAGAGCCAGAGGGAGCCUGGGAGAUGCCAAGGGGGUCCCUCCAGAACCCAUGCUGGGCAGGUGGCCUUGUGCAACCUCCAGGCACCCCCGAGAUUAUAUGGAGGGGACACGGCAUCCCCUCGAGAGCCCCCUCUGCACCUCCCUGGGGUUCGCCUCCCCACUGCACAGCCUGGAGAUGUCCAAGAACAUGAGUGAUGACAUGAAGGAAGUUGCCUUCUCUGUCAGGAAUGCCAUCUGCUCUGGGCCUGGUGAGCUGCAAGUCAAGGACAUGGCCUGCCAGACCAACGGGUCCCGGACAAUGGGGACGCAGACUGUCCAGACCAUCAGUGUGGGCCUGCAGACCGAAGCCCUACGGGGCAGUGGCAUCACCAGCAGCCCCCACAAGUGUCUCACGCCAAAGGCUGGGGGUGGCACCACACCCGUGUCAUCUCCUUCCCGAAGCCUUAGGAACAGACAGGUGGCCCCUGCCAUAGAGAAGGUGCAGGCCAAGUUUGAACGCACAUGCUGCUCCCCCAAGUAUGGGUCUCCCAAGCUGCAAAGGAAGCCCCUCCCCAAAGCUGACCAGCCAAAUAACAGGACCUCAACAGGGAUGGCCCAGAAAGGGUACAGCGAGUCAGCCUGGGCCCGCUCCACUACCACCAGGGAGAGCCCCGUGCACACCACCAUCAAUGAUGGCCUCUCCAGCCUCUUCAACAUCAUCGACCACAGCCCUGUGGUGCAGGACCCCUUCCAGAAGGGGAUGCGGGCUGGCAGCCGGUCUCGUUCAGCAGAACCCCGCCCGGAGUUGGGCCCAGGCCAGGAAACGGGCACCAGCUCUCGAGGACGGUCGCCCAGCCCCAUUGGGGUGGGCUCAGAGACGUGCAGGGAGGAAGGGGGAGAAGGCACGCCAGUGAGGCAGGACUUAUCUGCUCCCCCUGGCUACACACUCGCUGAGAAUGUGGCCCGGAUCCUCAACAAGAAACUGUUGGAGCAUGCCUUAAAGGAGGAGAGGAGGCAAGCCGCCCACGGUCCCUCAGGUCUCCACAGUGACAGUCAUUCACUGGGGGACACAGCUGAGCCAGGGUCCAUGGAGAACCAAACUGUCUUACUAACUGCCCCCUGGGGACUCUAGCCCUGCCUGCCUCACGCUGAACUACCUUGUUCUGCACUAGCUCCAUCCUUAGAGCCCUGCUUCUCCAGGCCCGAGAGACCAGCAAACCGUCGCCCUCCAUCCCGUUGGGCUCCACAGUCCCCCACUGCCUCACAGCCUCAGUCACCUGGAGACCCAGCAUCCUUGGAGGAGCAUGGUGAUGAGGAGCCAACAGAGGAGAAGCCACACCCAUGAUGCAAGCUUGCAUGGAUUAUCGCAGAAUAAUUCACUGUAAUUUGCAUAACCACACCAUCAUCACAAACCAAACUCUGCCUAAAAGGAGAGAUCUAGUUUUCUCAAGGUCAAAGAAUGUUUUUAAAAAACACACAGCUGCUGAAUGUUCAACCUGUGAAACUGAGAUGUUUCUAGAAUGAAACAGUAAACGUGCCUGUAAUAACUUAAUUUUUUCAUAGCUCAGAAAACUAUUUUUGUCUCCAUCUUUUUUACACACGGUAUAUUAAACAAAAAGGUAAAUAAGGUAUAAAUAGAUUUAAAAUUAAAAGUUUUAAAAAUGUACAUUUUAAGAGAUUCUGAACACCCUUACUCUCAAUACCUGACUGCCUCUGUUAAAUUUGCACUGUUUCAUUUUGGUUUGGUUUUUUUUCCAUGUUGAAUUCGAGUGUGUUCAGUUAACUCUGUCAGUGUUACUAUUUUUAAAGAAUUUUUAAAAAUGCUUCAGACUGUCUGAUUCAGUGAACUUUUUGUAGUGAAAAAGCCAUGAAGCCAGUAGACAAGACAGAUAUUCUGUAAACUGGAGGGGAUACAGAACAGCAUCUUGGAAGGUACAGAGUCCUCAGAUGGGCUUAGAAAAUUUGCCGUAUAAUCCACAUAUUAUCCUAUUCAACUUGCACGUGUUCAGGUGCAUGUACAUACUGCUACUGUGUCCUCACUAUCACCUAAAUGUGACUCAGUCUGUUCCACUGUAAUACGUUGUGAAUUUCCUUGUACUGUACUUUUAUUGUUGGACUUCUUGCAUUGAUGAUACAACAGCACCAACAUUUUUAAAUUAUUGUUAAAAGAUUAACUGGCAACAUACAGAGUUUACUCAAAAUUUUCUUGUUUAAGGAAAAACACUACAAAAAGUCUUGAGGAUACCAAAUUGAAACAAAUGACAGUACUCUGAGUCUGUAUGAGACCAUAAUGAAGUAAAAAUAAUAAAGCCUUUCCGAGAUGGCA
Molecule: messenger RNA, 5979 nt
Organism: Carlito syrichta (Philippine tarsier)
Lineage: Eukaryota; Metazoa; Chordata; Mammalia; Primates; Tarsiidae
Gene: MTCL1
Product: microtubule crosslinking factor 1
Exons: 15
Coding region: 94-4785 (1563 amino acids)
Biological process (GO): establishment or maintenance of epithelial cell apical/basal polarity; microtubule bundle formation; regulation of autophagy
Cellular component (GO): microtubule bundle; spindle pole; midbody
Molecular function (GO): microtubule binding
Source: RefSeq, a predicted model, not a curated record